AGAUAAUUAAAGCUCUUUGUUCCUUUCCAACCCCCCCUUCUGUUUUACCACAAUUUCAAGCACAAAUCAAGCAAACUUGACCUUGUGGGAUCACCUUACGGCCUCCAAAAUUGAUUAAAGAGGACGAUUAUAGAUUCUCCUUUUGAAAACAGGUUUUUAAAGUAUCAUGAUUUGUAGUCAUUUCAUCAUUAACAUGAGUAAAUCUCCCCAUAUAAUCCUUAUAUUUUGCUAUUUCAAUGAGAUUUGACGCUUUAUCUCCAAAAAAUUUUAAGUUUGUUAGUGUCCCAAAUCUUAUUCAGCGCACUAUUUUUUAUUACAAUAAACAGGACAAUUACAUAUUAAUUUCUUGAGCAAACUCAAAACUUGCAAAGUCUUGCUUUAAAAGUGAGUGACCCUAUCUACCAUACAGCAAGCACUAUAUCAAUUAUUACACCAUCUAUAUAGUAUACUACUCAUACAUAUACGCCUACAAAUACAAUAAUCUUGUUUCUUUAGUCUUUACAACCUCACAAACCUCCCCUUUUCUAAAGCUUCUUAUACACUUCUUCUUUUCGCUUAUAAAAUCCAAUCCUUAACCAACACCAUCUUUCCUUCCUUUUCAAACAAACUACCUUGUAACUUUAUCUCAACUUUGAGCACCAACCAAAGCCAGCCAUGUCCGUAGCCGGAAUUCCAGACACGGAGAAGGCGUAUAAGAAAUCGCAGCAUCACCGGAAAAGCGAUUCAGAAGAAGAGCUUGAUGUGUUUGAGGCUGCAAGAUACUUCUCUGGUGCCAAUGAAAUGUAUGGAUACACCAACAAUAAUGGUGCAAAUUGUACACACAAAGUUGGUUAUGGGAAAGAUUAUCAUCUUCAAGAAAAGCAAAGUUCAAGGGCUGGAAGAUUCAGCCUUGAUAUGCCAAUGAGAGGUGGUUCAAUUACUUCACAGAAUAAUCAUCUUCUGAUGGAAAAGGCUCAGAUGAUCAAAGAGAAGAAGAAGCAACACAAGCAACCUAGUUCUCCUGGAGGCAAGCUUGCUCAUUUCUUGAAUUCUCUCUUCAGUCAAACAUCUUCAAGAAACAAGAAGAAAUCAAAAUCCACAACAAGUACACAGUCUACAAAAGAUGAAGAUCAGAGCCCUGGCUGGAGAAGGAAAAGAAGAAGCAGCAUUAGCCAUUUUCAAAGCACAACAACAACAACAACAACCAGUGCCACUGCAGCAAUUGAUUCGAAAUCGGUCUACUCACUUUCAAGUUCUGGAUUUAGAACUCCACCACCUUAUUCAUUCACUCCAACAAAAUCAUACAAGGAAUUCAGAAGCCAUUCAGAGCAUCAUCAUCAUCAGAAGAUCAUACCCUUUUCCAAACAGCAGAAUCAUGUCAAAUCUGUGUCUGUCCAGAAUGAGAUUAUCUAUCCUGAGAAGAAACGCAACCUGGAUUAUGCCUGGUUGGAUGACAAAUUGAAUUCCGUCGAUCAAAAUCUCCAGAGUUACAAGAGCAUAAACAGAGGAAUUACAGAGAAAAGCUUGUCAGGUGAGAAGGGAUUCAGAGAAUUCAAUGAUGAUGAUGAUGGUGCUGAUAGUGAUUCAAGUUCUGAUUUAUUUGAAUUGCCAAAUUAUGAUCUGGGCUGCUAUUCAUCAAGCGGAUUACCAGUUUAUGAGACAACAAACAUGGACAACAUCAAGAGAAGUGCAGCCAUCCCUAGUGGCUGCUAGCUAAGAUGAUUUUCUCUGAUUUUUUCUUGAUGCAAAAUUUGUGUCUGUGACGAUGAAAACAUAUAGUGGAAUUAAAAAUCUUCAUAUUUUCUUCAAUGGGUCCGGAUUCAUUACAAGGUUAAGAAAGAUUCUGCUUUCUACAACGUUGAAACUUGAAAGUUCUGCACAACCUUUUUUUUUUUUUUCCUAUUUCUGUACAGUUAAGAAUGUUGGUUGGUCUGUACCUUUUGUUUAAAAAAAAAUAAAAUGGCUCCCAAUUCAAGUAAUGUCGA
Molecule: messenger RNA, 1964 nt
Organism: Oldenlandia corymbosa var. corymbosa
Lineage: Eukaryota; Viridiplantae; Streptophyta; Magnoliopsida; Gentianales; Rubiaceae
Source: the annotation of a GenBank genome assembly